CACGUAGGUAAAGCUUGCGUUAAAGGUAAUAGCCAAGAAAAUUCGUGGUGCUUCAGCCCCGCGAGAUAGUGGGUAAGUGCGCCGGCAGACCAGGACCAGGCUACCGCUUAGGUGCUGUUUGUGUUGCAUCAUCAAUCUUCAACUGGGAACACCAACUGAAAUCUCAACCUUCUACCGCAGGUACUAUCGCUCCAUAGCUAGCUGAUCGAAACCAGACGUUCUCUCACUCACCACAUCAAUCCACAUAGAGAAACAGCUGUCAAGUGCUGAAAACACCGCUGAUCUUGUGUCCUUUCGUGCAACUACGUUUUGCGUUCUAUGGCCGCAGUCCGAUCCCGACGGAAGCUAUCUACUACUCCUGGUAGCUUCAGAGUCCGCAAGAAGCGCAGCUUCUUCUCGACGACUGCCUUGACUGCUGUAGCUCCGCAACCGACCAAAGCGAACGAGCUCUUCAAGGAGCCUCAGCCAGUGUCCGUGUUUUUACCAACCACGAUCGACUUGGGCUGGUACCAGCCUUGGCUCCAUGGACAACUCACAAAUAUAUCGCAUGCUGUUUUACAGCUGCAGGUAGGGAAGGAGACACUUCUCGAGGGCAACGCAUUUGAAAAAGUGUUUGCCGCGGUGGCCCAGUUCGCCCGAGAUAACGAAGGGAUUAGCAUCGACGACUUGAUUGAAGACCUUCGCAGAACACAGGGCAUGGAGGAGUCCCACGAGUGUCUCAAGGCCCAAAGAUUACUCGUGUUCGCAAUCUUGGGCUGGCAGUCCAUGCUUUACAGACCUACGUUCAACACUUGCUCGCUCGAGGAGCUGGCAGUCCUCGAGUACGACAGUCAGUCGAACUCUGGACUAGUGUUUGACAAAACCAAAGUGUCAGUUGACCUAGCAGAUCGGCCAUUAUUCGCCAUCUUGAAGGGCUUCGGAAAUUUGUUGCCUUCCCCACCUCCGAACAUAACCCAAGUAGCCAGUGAGAAUAGUAAAUCGGCUGCAACUUGGUUACCCCUGGAUCCUUCUGAAACAAACGCACACCUUCUCAUGGCCUUACUCCACGUCAGAAUUCGUUGGGUUGAUUGUCUGGCGCUGCAUCUCGACUAUAAUAAGUCCAGUAGGACCCUUUCACUUUUCAGCUACCCUUCAUUCUGCGUCGCAAUGCUUCAGUCCAAAGGUACUAUAUUUUCAUUCGCAAGUACGGAGAAGAGAUCGUUCGAUCCACGCGCAAGUGAGGAAGAUAUCUCACAAUUUAUGCGGGAAGUGCUUCUGUCGUUUCGAUUGCUCUUUGGACAGCAUGGACCUUCGAGAAAGCUCUUUCCACAUACAUACAGGCCAGCAGAUCCAAGUCAAAACCUAGACCAACUACUUCCGAUUCUAUGUAUGAAAAAAUCGGUACAGCAACCCUCAGUAUCGCUGUCAUUGCCAGCUGACCAGCCUGUGUAUUUUGCGGCCCAACAUUUCCCCGUCUUGUCCGAGAGGAUCGAGCUUGUUGCGAAGGAACUCAAGAAUUCUCGGCCCGCUUCUAUGAGAGAGCUUCUGCACGACCGACGGGACAAGUUGCAGUAUUGGACCUUUUGGCUCAUUUCAAUAAUAGGGGGUAUAAGCGUGCUUCUGAGUCUAAUUCAAGUUAUUUUGCAAGCAAUACAGUUAGCAAGGGGUUAAACUGGUCUUGUUACCCUUCCUAUAAUUGCUGUGUUUUCAUAGCUUUUCUCUGUUAGUCUCACCUCUUUGGAAUUAUCGCUUUGAAUGGCUUUCAGAUCUACUUAGAGCUAUACUGGGCUAGCCACCGAUACCCCUUGUUCCCUCUCAUACUCAUUCGAUUUCUUUGUUUCCUAGCCACUGUCGCAUAGCGCAAUGAUUCAAC
Lindgomyces ingoldianus is the source of this 1852-nucleotide messenger RNA. RefSeq lists its product as uncharacterized. NCBI's taxonomy places the organism in Eukaryota, Fungi, Ascomycota, Dothideomycetes, Pleosporales, Lindgomycetaceae. The transcript has 2 exons. The coding region runs from base 319 to 1650 and encodes 443 amino acids. The record is from RefSeq and is a predicted model, not a curated record.